AUGGCCCCCAAGAGGAAUAACAACAAGGCCCCCAAGGCCCCCAAGGCUCAAAAAAACCACAAAACCACCUCCAAGGUCAAGAAGGUGCAGGCACCUAUCACUACCCGUGUGACACGCUCUAGGGCCCGUGAGUCUGGGGAGGAGUUGGUCUCUCUUGACAUGUAUGCAUCGACUCGAACCCGAAGAAAGACAACUAAAACAACCGUCACUAACCCUACGGUUGACACCCCUACGGUUAACAGCACCGCGGUUACCAACACCACGGUGACCACUGAGAUCAAGGUAACACCGUCAAAGGCGCCAGGCACAGAAGAGAUCAAACUGAAUCCACCCACCAAGAGAAAGGCGUCCACCGAAACACCUCGUGACUUGGAAUCGCCUCCUAGAAAAUUGGCGAGGAAUGGCCGCGCACCAAAGUCGCCUUCUAAUCCUAAGAAAACGCCCACCGAGAAACAGGUGGGUCAACCCCCGGUUACUCAGAAAGAGCCCCCAGUUUCCCGGCCAAUGCCCCCUGUUACUCAAAAAGUGCCCCCGGUUCCUCAGACACCACCCCCGGUUACUCAGACAGAGGUCCCGGCUACUCAGACAGAGAAAGUAACCCAGGUAGACCCGAACUCUUCUACCAGCAGCAGUGGCAUUGGUUCUGUCAGCGUUGGCAGCUCCAACUUUGCAAGCCCCGCGGGAAGCGAGAAAAGUGACAGCACCGGUGGCAUCAGUUCUCUCAACGGUGGCUCUAACUCUGAGAAGAACCCCAGCUCUCCCGGUUUUCCCGACAAGCCUCCUAGUGAUUCUGGGUCCGACCCUAACCCUCGGAAUCUUGACCGGGCCCCUUUCCCAGCUCAUACUAAUGGUUUCCUUACUGCUCUCGUUUCCCUGCUCGAGAUUGCUGACAAUGUUCGCGGCUUGAAGCAGACAAUUGAUGAAACGCCUGGGGUGUCUCCUAACUGGGCCGACUCCGAGCGGUACUCCCGCUACUCCUCAUCCACUGAAUCAAGCCUCUACAGGUUCUAG
Messenger RNA from Podospora anserina S mat+, 1011 nucleotides. RefSeq lists its product as uncharacterized. The coding region runs from base 1 to 1011 and encodes 336 amino acids. Lineage: Eukaryota; Fungi; Ascomycota; Sordariomycetes; Sordariales; Podosporaceae. The transcript has a single exon. The record is from RefSeq and is a predicted model, not a curated record.